AUGAAACCCGUUGAGGUCGAGGACCCCGUACACCGAUUUGGGAGGACCACCAGUGGACCUGCGGUCCACUUUCCGGCGCGUGCGCGCCCCUUGCGCGCGACGACGAUCUGGGAAGCAUUCGAGCUUGACAAAAAGCGCAUAGCGACGGGCAAGCGUGUGGUCAUCAAGGAGGCCUGGCGGCAAUUUGUGCGGCCAUCGGAGAUAGACUUCUAUCUGACAGUUCAGGAGGCUAUAGAGGAGGUGGAGGAAGGUGUGGUAUUAUCGCAAUGCGGGAUUGCCGACCUCGAGUACGGUGAUGAUCUGGGCUUGCGCGAGGCGAAGGACCUCGAUAAAGACGCCAUUACGCCAUCCGAAGACGACGAGUAUACUGGUGACUUCCCGAGGCUGAAGGUGCCUUGCUCGUGGGUGCUCGGACACCGGACUAUCAGUGCCGGUCGUCGGGCCAAAGGCAUCGAAACGGACGAGCGAGCUCAGAUGCGGCUGGUUUUCAAUACCGUCGGAAGGCAAAUUACUGAUUUCGACUCGACGUACGAGGUGGUUAGUGCUCUGCGUGACGCAAUUGAAGGGCAUCGGCGAGCGUACGAGGCUGGAGUCCUUCACCGGGAUGUCAGUCGUGGCAACAUCAUGAUGGGCAGGAGACCCGAUGGAACCUCCUUUGGCUUUCUUCAUGACUUCGACUACGCAUCCAACUGGAAGGUGUUCUUGGCGAGCAAGAACAUCCUGGCCGGUUUGGUACAGUGGGAACAGUACGCUCGGAAGGAAUAUGGACUCGACUGGCGGGAGCGGGUGAAAGGGUGGUCCGACAAUGAUGAUGGACCCGGCGACGAGCUACUAACGGCCUUGGAUCACUCGGACUUUGAGGAUAGUCAACCCUCGUCCAGCGAUUCAAGUGACGACCCAGUUCAAAGCACACCGAACAACUCGACCGGCCAACGCGAGCAACCCAACACUAAGCAGUCGAAGUUUGAUCAUAAGCAACGCACGGGAACGUUAUAUUUCAUGGCCGUUGAGGUACUCGAUGAGAACUUCAGCGUCACGCAUGAAGCUCGGCACGACCUUGAAUCCUUCUACUGGCUGUUGGUGUGGAUAGUCCUCCGUCAUACAGCAUACCAUCACAUUAACGGUGACCGUGCGUGGCACGCACUCUUUGAUGCGCCGACAAUCGAAAUCUGCCGGGGGCUCAAGAUACAGUGGCUGGUCAAUCCAUCGCGGCCUCUCGAGUUUAAGAAAAAUCCGAAUCUCACGUGGCUAUUGGAGCAGUUCCGAAACCGCUGCCAGACGAACUAUGAUAAUGUUAACCUGGAAAACACCUGCAUGACGCAUAAACAGGUUCUCGAUCUCUUCGAUCGCGCAUUGAAGAAUCGGCGUGCUUGGCCGAAGAACGACCGCGCAAAAGCAUGGACCCCGCCCAAAGGCAGAGCGGACGAACCAGACGCUAUGAGGAAGCGGUCAGGGCAGCUUCGCACGAAGGGAACCCUCACCUAUACGUCUCAGGGCGCGGGGCGCAGCGCAUCCGAGCGUGCUGCACAGCGUCGAGCAGAGAAGCGCCCAGCGGCCCCUUCCCCUACUCCUUCCGACUCGGACGCCCAAUCUGACGGACAGGCGGGCGGCAUUUCCUUGCCUGAUGCCAACGUGCCGAACGUAGGUGCUUCCAAACGUGGAGCGGCAUCAGGUGCAGUUCGAGGCAAGCGACGGCCUGCUGCUCUACAUACCUUGACUACGUCGCCCCAUACAUCAGGAGGCCACGAAGUCCCGCCUUCGACCAACAGCAACUUGGUGCAGAAGCAUCCGCGCUAUAAUCUGCGCUCGGCGAAGACGAAGGACACGUUCUGGCCGCUCGCAGACCCAGUCUUCAAGCCGUCCUGCUACCGAGCAAGAUGUGAGGCCGAAGAGGGGAGUAGCGCAACGAAGCGGACGCAGGACGCGCAGCCAGCCUCGGGCGGACCAAAGCUCACGCAGGUCCCAGGUUAG
Molecule: messenger RNA, 1971 nt
Organism: Fomitopsis serialis
Lineage: Eukaryota; Fungi; Basidiomycota; Agaricomycetes; Polyporales; Fomitopsidaceae
Exons: 6
Coding region: 1-1971 (656 amino acids)
Source: RefSeq, a predicted model, not a curated record